AAUUCAAACUUAAAUUAUUGACAAGUGACGAAACCACUCGUUUUGUUAGUAAAAAAACCACCUUUCUCCUUCUCUUCUUUCUCUCUCCUCCCCUCUAUAUCUUCUCUACUCUUCUCUCCUUUCAACCCCUCCCACUUUCGCUUAAACUCACACCAAUUUCUCUCUCCACCUCUCCCACUCUUUUUCUUCUUUUUUGUGCUCAUUUUUUUACUGUUUAUUUUGUUUUACAAUUUCCCCCUCAUAUCUUAAGUUUUUCUUUGAAAUUUCUUUUGCAUUUCCUUGAACAACACAUCAUCAAAUCCAAGUUAUAACACUUUUAUAUAUUUUUCUAUACUUUAAAUUUUGUCUUUCCCUUGUAACUUAUUCAAUUGUUAUUUAUUUUUACAUAUAUGUUUGUGAAAGAUGCUCAUUCCUUUUCUUACAAACUUAUUCUAGCAAAAUACAUUCAUUAUAAACUCUUCUUAAUUCAUCAAAAAAUUCUCCUUUUGUUAUAUUAAAAAAAAAAAAAAAAGUUUCCAUUUUGAGUUUUCGAAAGCUAAGGGUAUUGAUUUGAGAUGGAAGAAGUGAAGGGUUUUGAUAGAAGAGUUCAUUUGAUCAAUGAGUUACUUCAAGGAAUGGAAUUCGCAAAACAAUUGCGAAACCAAAUUUUGAACCCAACAAAUAAUUCAUGUUCAUCUCCAUCUUCAAAUGAUGAUUAUAAUAAUGAUCAAGUAGCCCUUAAUAAUUUGUUACUUGAAAAAAUGUUGUCAUCAUUUGAUAAAACCAUCACGAUUGCCAAAAAGCUCAAUAUUCAAAUCCCACAAGACCCCUCUACUAAUAAUCAUAAUCAUAAUCAUAGCUACGCCCAUUUUUCGGAAUCUCCUCAUUCUUUGACCAUUAGUAGCCCGAACAGUGAAACUUCUCGCAGCAAUUUUUCUCCUUCUAAAAAGAGGAAAUCAAUGAUGCCAAAGUGGACAAAGAUUGUGCAAAUUGGCAAUGAAGGAGUGAAAGGCUUAGAGGGAGCUCUUGAAGAUGAAUAUAGUUGGAGAAAAUAUGGGCAAAAAGAAAUUCUUGGAGCUAGAUUUCCAAGGGGGUAUUAUAGAUGCACUCAUCGCCGCACCAAAGGUUGUGCUGCCAAGAAGCAAGUCCAACGUUCCGAUGAAGACCCGUCCAUUUAUCAAAUCAUGUACAGAGGCGAACACACUUGUGCCAAAGGGGCCCAUCUAGUGCAGGCCCAAUCGAAGGCCCAAUUUCAACCCAUAGUUCCAGCCCAAUUGAAAUCAGAACCACAACAGAUUCCAAGCCCAAAUCAAAAUGAAAUUUACGUGGGCCUAGGCCCAGAAGGUGACCUCAAAGUAGAACCAGAACAGGAGCCCGUUAACUAUGCCCAAAUAUUUCGUUCCUUCUCAUUCACCUCAACUCACCUACAAACUGAUGAUCCUAAUGAGAACGACAUGUUGAGCUUCUGCCCUGCUUUUGGAUCACCAACAACCUCGGAGUCGAACUAUAUUCCGGUGUCACCGUACCGGCCUACCGAUGCCCACAUUGGGCUUACCGUGCAAACAUCGGAAACCGACAACAAUGAAGGGGUUUCAGGCCCAAACUCGGUCACAAAUUCACCAGUAGGUGACUUUGAGUUCCCUAUUGAUGACUUGCUAGAUUUUAAUUGCGACUUUCCUUUUGAGCUUUAAAUAAACUAUCAUUUGUCCUUUCAAUCCUACUCACCACUACCAAAAUAAUAGGAAGUUUGCUUAGUGUUUUUAUAAAUACAUAGUUUAUAUCGCUUGCUGUUACUAUUUUCGCGCCUCAAUACCCUACGUGUUUUUCAUAUUGCAUUAUGAAGAUUUUUUGAGGUGUUGUAGCGUAGCACUAGAAAUUUUAUAUUGUAAAAUUAAAUAGGGAAUUAUUUAGGUUAACAAGUUUGUAUCAAAAUCUAGAGAUGAUUAAAUGAAUAAGAUCACUCUACGUAUUUUGAA
Molecule: messenger RNA, 1955 nt
Organism: Chenopodium quinoa (quinoa)
Lineage: Eukaryota; Viridiplantae; Streptophyta; Magnoliopsida; Caryophyllales; Amaranthaceae
Product: probable WRKY transcription factor 41
Exons: 3
Coding region: 555-1670 (371 amino acids)
Biological process (GO): regulation of DNA-templated transcription
Cellular component (GO): nucleus
Molecular function (GO): transcription cis-regulatory region binding; DNA-binding transcription factor activity
Source: RefSeq, a predicted model, not a curated record